AUGCCCGAGUCUGCCUCCUCGUCGUCUGCAACAACGUCUGCAUCCAGCUUACUCGACGACCACGAUGAAAGUGUUCGUAUCGCCGUACGCGCUCUCGGCGAUAUGAGGAACAAUGCUCGUGCUUCCUCUGCCAUGUCCUCUCAAGUAACUUCAGUCUCAUCAAUGGCAUCGCCCUCAUCACCGCCCUUACCAUCACCGGCACAGACACAUGAAGAUUCCAACUCGCCAGACUUUGUAUCCCGAGUGUCCCACUUUCCUAUUGUCAACACUGCUUUGCGGGCAUAUGAGCAUGGAAAAGCUAGCUCACGAGUCGUCAAAUACGGCGCAGAGAUGAUGGAGUCGUCUGUAAAGACCAUAUCUCGCCCUGUGAUUGAGAGAUUGCCGGUAAAUGUUAAUCAGCUCGAUGAAUUUGCUUGUAGGCAGCUAGACCGGCUUGGCAGAUAUCGCCGUGCUUCCAGUAAUGACUUGGAACGAAUGCAAACUGAUGAACAAGACGCAUAUACCAGAGAUCACCCUCCAUCUCCAAUCCCAAGGAUUCAAGCAGUCACCCCACCUCAAUCAACUAGCAAUUCAAAAGCGUCCGCAGACCGACAAGGAUGGCUCGAAACCAACAGCCCCUUUGUCCAUCCUCCGCCACCGCCACCAACGGAAAGCAGGACACCAACUCCUCAGAGCCGAGAAGACUCUGUCGAACAAAAUCAGCAGGAAGUCGUACCGCGCAGCCGUUGGCAAAAUGUACUUCUAGAAGCUGGAGGCAUUGGCGCAGCUGUGAGCGAGGAAAGCAUGCGCAGGCUUAAGUAUUGUCUGCAGUGGCUUCAGUAUGCUACGUCCCACAUCGACGCUCAAAUCCUCAUUCUUCGUGAUUUCAUGGUCUCCCUUCAAAAUACGACCUCCUCGUCCUCUUCGCCCGAUGCCAUCAUCUCUGCCACCCAUAUGCGCACUCUAAUGGAUGUGAGACGUGAUGUAGUACAUACUAUCCGUCAGGUAGUCGAUGUCGUUAGCAAAUAUGCUGGCGGUGCAUUGCCGGAGCCUGCACGCACUCGUGUCAGGGGGUUCAUCUUACACCUCCCACAACGCUGGGCAAGUGCAGCCUACAUGAUGGCCGAUGGCCCCGUCACAGGUCAUAGUUCGAGUGCAUCAGUGGGGGCUGCUGGAGGCGGUACAGGAAGGAGAAGCCGUGCUUCACGCUAUCAACAUCACCGGGAGAGGGGUGCUGGCUCUAUGGCAGGUUCUAAUCUCUCUACUCCAGCUUCCUCCCGCGCUUCAUCACCCAUGUCGUCUCCACGCAUCAUGCCUCGUACAGCAGGCGUACCGCCCACCGCGAGUGCGGCAACGCAAGCCGCACAGCGGAUAUUAACUCUUGCCACAGAAAGUUUGGAUAUGAUGAGAGGUGUGACAGGCGUCGUUAAAGAGAGUCUUGACAGAGCCGACGCAUGGGUUGAGCGCCUACGUAUUGUUGGACUUCAACGGCAACAACGAUUACAUGAUGACAAUUAUGAAGAGGGAUCACCUCGCGGAUCUGUUGAUUCGUCACCCCGCUCUUCUCACCAUCAUCGGCGCUCCGAUAGACAUUCUCUUCCAACGCUGUCGUCCACUCUCUCGUCGCGGUCGGCAACACCUGCGCAAGGUGGUACGCCAUAUUCAUCCGUUCCUUCUACUCCCGUCGAAUCUGCGUUGGGUCUGGCUAUCGGUGAUGGUCCAGGCCUGUCAGCGGCAACCUCGUUAAGUUCAUUGUGCCUCGACGGGUAUGAGACUCCCCGAAGUAGCAUGCGCAGCUUGAAGGGAGAACAGCUAGCAAAAAGGGGGAGCAGUAGUGGCAGCGAGAGAGAUGAUUCUGACAUGUACGAUCGUAAUGACGGCGGCGACUUGAGAAAGGAAAAGGAAAGUAUCAAAGUAGAAAUGGAUGUGGAUGGAUAA
Molecule: messenger RNA, 1917 nt
Organism: Serpula lacrymans var. lacrymans S7.9
Lineage: Eukaryota; Fungi; Basidiomycota; Agaricomycetes; Boletales; Serpulaceae
Exons: 7
Coding region: 1-1917 (638 amino acids)
Biological process (GO): phospholipid biosynthetic process; regulation of transcription by RNA polymerase II; endoplasmic reticulum unfolded protein response
Cellular component (GO): endoplasmic reticulum; nucleus
Molecular function (GO): transcription corepressor activity
Source: RefSeq, a predicted model, not a curated record